Messenger RNA from Sipha flava (yellow sugarcane aphid), 816 nucleotides. Its product is annotated as histone lysine demethylase PHF8-like. Bases 1 to 816 code for a protein of 271 amino acids. NCBI's taxonomy places the organism in Eukaryota, Metazoa, Arthropoda, Insecta, Hemiptera, Aphididae. The record is from RefSeq and is a predicted model, not a curated record. Gene Ontology annotation, biological process: positive regulation of DNA-templated transcription. Gene Ontology annotation, cellular component: Set1C/COMPASS complex. The transcript has 6 exons.
AUGGCCGAGGCCAACAAGAACGACCUGGUGUCCGAGUACCAGCUGUAUCAAGUCGUGACUGUCGAGGAGGAAGGCGAAGGGGACGAGGACAAGGACGCUGACGCGAGAUCAUUACCACCGCGAUUCCCAUCCGUUUUUUCUAAAAGUAUAAAUGAAUAUAGUGAAGAAUUAGAUACUGAUAGGGGAGGAACCAUGACUUCAAAAGACGAUCCAAAUAAAUUUUUGUGUUUUUGUAGAAAACCUAAUAAUGACAAAUUUAUGAUUUCUUGUGAUACUUGUGAAGUUUGGUUCCAUGGAAAAUGCGUAGGUAUUACAAAGGAUUUGAGUAAACAAAUAGAAGAAUGGAAUUGUCCACCAUGCAAAAAAAAGAAGACUAAAGAAGCACGUAAAAAAUCUGAUGAGGAGAAAACCAAUAAAAAAUUAAAUGAAGAUAAAAGAAAAAAAUAUGGUUCAAUAUGGCUAGUCAAGAAAACUGAUUCAAAAUCUACUAAAAUUCAACCUUUAUUACAGCAAAAUUGUGUCCAGCGUAAAAAGGUUUUUGAAGAACAUUCAGAAGUUGAAGAUGGUGCUGACAAAGUCCUUCAGUCGACACGUUUAAGAUUACCAAGCGUCAAUAAAACAUCUAAACUAAAAGAUGUUCAAAAUAUUUUGUCAAAAGAUAUUCCUUCAUCUUCAAAAACCAAAGACCAGAAUAAAAACUUCAUGGCAAACAAAGACAGAGAUUUUGAAAUUAUUGAUUUAACUAGAAAUCAUCAUGAAACCGUAGCUGAUAACUUGGUCACACUUGCUCUUGCCACGUUUUCGAUGUAUUUGUAA